Melanotaenia boesemani (Boeseman's rainbowfish) is the source of this 5126-nucleotide messenger RNA. RefSeq names its product fucosyltransferase 7 (alpha (1,3) fucosyltransferase). Gene Ontology annotation, molecular function: alpha-(1->3)-fucosyltransferase activity. Lineage: Eukaryota; Metazoa; Chordata; Actinopteri; Atheriniformes; Melanotaeniidae. The coding region runs from base 2211 to 3083 and encodes 290 amino acids. The transcript has 4 exons. Gene Ontology annotation, cellular component: membrane. The record is from RefSeq and is a predicted model, not a curated record.
AUACUUGGGUUUUCGCAUUUAAGUGUUAAUGUGGUUAGUGUGGUGAACUUCUAAAUGUAUCUCGUUCUUGUUCUUCCUUUUUUGUAACUAUUUUUCUUUGAGGCUAUUGACAGAAUCUGCUUGACACACCAGCGAGUUUUAAUCUAGCUGCAUCAGUUAGUGAAAGUCCUCGGUGUGGAGAAUAAAUAAAUUAUGAGGAGUAUGUCAGCAAAACACAGACUGUAAAUCUUUCACCACAUCCUGCUCAUAGGCUGAAAAUCUGAGUGUAUUUAGCUUUCAUCUCACGUAUGUUAUGUCCUUUAUAAAAUGUUUGUGCUUAUGUCUUUGGUUUUUAAGGUGAUGUCAAGUUAAAUUUUCACUAGCCGUAUUGAAUUCUGUUUUAUUUGGUUUUAUUAAAGUAAGCCCUAAAACAAAGCUUAAAUAUUUCUUCUUUAUAAAUUUGUUUUUGAUAUCAGGUGAUAAGUGCAGCUCAUACAUUUUACAUUUGCUUCUGUUGUUUGAACUGCCACACAUCUGUUAUCUGUAUAUUUGAUUUAGAUCACUUUCCUCUGUGUUUCGCUGCCUGUUUCCACUCAGAAUAUAUGACAGAUUGGACAUUGUGCUUACAUAUCCAGUGUUGACAUAGCUCAAGGCAUAACAAAAUCCUUUUGUUGUACUUUCCUGAGCCUACAAAGUACAGGUGAAGGGUCCAAAUAUAGUUAAACAGAUGGGAUUGCUUUGAAGAUCUAUUUAACUUUGUGUUGAACUGCAAUGUUAGAUAUUUCCAAUUUAAAUCAAACUUCAACAAGCAGACCAAAGUAAUACUGUUUGGGUUAAUCACACUGCAGUGAGUGAUGAUUGUAAGGUUGCUUAGGAGGGCAAAGGGGAACUGAAACAGGUUGUCCCCUGGCUGACAGUGUUUUAUUUUAUUUUUUAAAAGAAAAAAGUUUGUGUCUGUGACUGCAGCUGUCAUUUUUGCUUUUAUAUUCAAGAAAUAAUUAUGAAAAGUAUUAAAUUAGUAUGUCCUAAAUGAAGGACAACAUGAGUGUCAGAAUCUGUGAUGUCUGUUUUGCACUUAUCUGCACAUCUUAUGCUACUUUUCACAAGCUGAUGUGGCAACUGAGACAAUGCGAAGCAUAAAGUUAUGUUAGUUCUGUUUGUUUUAUUAACAUGCUCACACUUCUUUUCUUUCAUGCAAAGAUUCAAAAUGUACGAUUUGACGUUUGCUUUUAAGGUGUUCUUUAUAACUGAUUUAGUGUUUGUCACAUCCUGUGUGAAAAACUUCCCAUCUGUCACGGUUGAGUUAUGUCUUUUACAUACCCUUACAAUGUUACAUCCUGUAGUUUAGUAGUAGUUUAUUUUGUACAGUAUAUAUUGCAAAAUGAAAUUUUUUUCAAAUCUUUGUGAUUCAAAUUAUUGAAAAUAUUGCAGUAUAUAAAAAGGAAUUUUUGAAAAAACAAAGUUCUUUAAUUAUUCUGCCUUCUACUGUGUAAUUAAGUUCCAAUGGCAAAAUAUUUUUUUAUUUUUAUUUUCAAUGAAACAUUGUUUUCAUAUUGCCUAUACUUGAACUCCAGCCACCUGCCUGUUUAAUCUACAUCAUAUUUUAUCUAGUCUUCAUGUCCUUGGAUAUUGCAAGAACAUAAUGUUUUUUAAAAAGCAGUCAGCAAAAGAGAACAUGAUAAAAUGUUCAGUGAGUUGUUUUUGAUAAGCAUAUCUUCACUGAGUGAAAUUAUGUCAGGAUACCCUGCCCGUCAUGGUAGAGAUACCACUACUUUAACACACCUGAAUGACAUGAAUGGCUCGUUAACAGGCUUGCACAGGCCUGCAAAGAAACUGAUGAGGAAGUUCAAUAGAUUGCCAAAAGAUCACUCUCAUCUAGUUUUGUUUCCUGCAUCUGUAGCUCACAUCUCCCACAUAUAGCAGAACAUAAACCACAUUCAUUUACUACAUCUGGUUCAGCCGAAGCAGUUCUUUUUUCUUGACGUUUUCUCCGUUUCAUCCAUAUAGAAAAAAGGAAGUUUGUGUAAGUUUUUCCUGAUGAGUAGAAACGGGUCUGAAAUUGUGGUUGUGACUUCCCAUCAUACUUGAAAUUCUUUAUGUUAAGAAAUCACAGCAAACGCUGAGGCACCUGAGAAGGGGUGUGAAAACACUAAAAAGAUGGUAUUUGGCCACAUGAAGAUGUCUCUCCUCCUCUGCAUUCUCUGUGUUCCAUCGUUGUAUCUUCUUAGUAGAUGGACAAGAGGAUACCCCACCUACCAUCGCUCAAAUUCAAGCUUCACCAUCCUACUGUGGCACUGGCCCUUCAAUCACCCGCUCAGUCUAAAGGAGAGCUGAUCCAGGGGAGCCAGAAGCUGCCCAUCGAAUUACAACGACCACAAGGCCAGAGGUGGGCUUGGAUGUCCCUGGAGUCUCUUGCUCACAAUGGAAACUUGCAGAAGUUUGCAAAUAUCUUCAACAUGACCAUAUCCUACAGGAGGGAUGCAGAUGUCACUAUACCAUAUGGUGAACUACAACCUAAAAAAGCUGGAGAUCAUGUAGUUGAAGAAAGCCCUGCGAAUAAGACCUCCCUUGUCUGUUGGGUUGUCAGCAACUACCAGAACAACCACAAAAGAAGUCAAGUGUACAAAGCGCUCGAUGCGUUAGUUCCUGUGAAAGUUUAUGGUCGCUGGGCAAACGCACCUUUAUCUUCUACUGACCUCUUACCUACAAUCUCUCACUGCUAUUUUUAUUUGGCUUUCGAGAAUUCUCUUGCCAAAGAUUACAUCACCGAGAAGCUGUGGAACAAUGCCUACAAGAGCGGAGCUGUGCCCGUUGUCCUGGGACCACCAAUAAGUGACUACAAAGCUGUUGCACCAAAUCAUUCCUUCAUCCAUGUCGAUGAGUUUACAUCAAUAAAUGAAAUGGGAGAGUUUUUACAACAGCUUGCAAAUGACCAAAAGCGCUACAGUGAAUACUUCACCUGGAAACAGGAGUGGAAAGUAAAAAUUUACAAUGACUGGAGGGAAAGACUGUGUAAGAUCUGCACACAGAAUAGCAGUUUACCUCAGCCCAAAGUUUAUUCAGACUUACAAGCUUGGGACAAUGCUAAGAGCAGCCAGUCUUGAGUGAUUGUGGUUAAGGAUUUCAUUAAACUGAAUUCAAAUAUAACCACAUCUUAGACAUGUUUAUAAUGAAAGUCUAAGGUCACAUUGGUCUUCUUUUUUUUAACUGCAAUGGUUCUUUCUAGGUACACUCACUUGCUCCUAUAGUAUAAAAAUGUGAAUGUUGAGUUAAUGAACUUGAAGGGUUGCUUGAUUUUGUCUCUGUGAUCAUGACCUGUUUAGGAUGUACUCAAUUCUACCUCAUAGCAGCUGGGAUAGGGUCUUACAGACUUUAAGUAACCAAAAACAAUGUGUACUUAUAACUGUAUUCAACUACUGAAGUAAUAUAUUUCACUUGUUUAGAAACCAUAUCCAACUGAAGUACUGGUAAUGAUAAACUAACACUUUAUUCUAACGCACACUAUUUUGGGAAAUAUAUUUUUAUUGUUGGAAGUUGGUUGUAAAGAAAAAUACUAAUUAUAUUUAAGUUUAUCAUAGCUUAGUAAGAGACAUGAAAGCAAGAUGGUGUAUAAUUCAUAUUCAUGAUUAAAAAUCCAUUUCCUCCUUAAUCAUCUGUAACAGCAUCAAAAUAGCAGGCAUCCCUUUAAAGAUAGACCCAAAGUAAAGUAAUGUUCUAAUUAUAUUGCAUCCACUACAGCAUACUAAGUGAUCAUUUGUGAUUGCAUUCUGGUGAAGGCUUUUUCAGCGUUAAUGGAAAACCACAGAAAAUGUUGCCAUGCAACUAUCCCCAUGUGUAACAUUAUGAUUUUGAAACUGGCUCAAACUGAUUGUACUGUAAAAACAAGUUUUGAUUCAAUGUUGGAUUACAUUUUAAUGUACAUUGUAUUUGGUUUCCCUAAAGGACAUCCUAAAAUGCUUUGUCAACAGCGACUUAAAAAAAAAAAACUUCCUGGUGAUACUGUUGUUCCUUGAGCAACAUGAACUGAUUGUGAUUAAACUUUCCUGAAAAUCUAAAACAGAAUGAGUUAUUUGUACUUGAGAUAUUAGUAGAACAGUUUACUGAUGUGGAUUUGUAUGUAUGCAUUUAUUUCAGCACAAUCUCAAAUUAGUUUCAUGGAGUAUUCCUCUUAUCCAAACAUUUACAUAAUUAAAAUGUUCAGGAUUCAAUACAUUGCAUGUACAAAGCUGAGAAGGCAGUCUCACUUGAUGCAGCAUUUUAGCUUUAGUUUUACAGCUAUAGUUUUCUCUUUCUUUUUGUUGCCAACAUUUUUACAUGUCUCACUAAUUCUACAUAAAAAGUAAAUGAAUCAGCUUGUAAUCUACACUCAAACUACAAACUAAAUAUAGCACUACUUUCAAUAUCAGUGCAGAAGAGGAAAUUCAUGGCCCAAAUAUCCUGUGUUGAUGUGUCACCACCCCCUCAUUAAAUAUGUACAUCCCGCCAAGAAAAGCCUCUGUUUGUGAAGACAGUAACCAAUAAUACAAUUACUACAUAGAAAAAUAACUUAAUAUCUCUCUCCAGGCCAGAAGAUGAUUAUCUAGGUAACGCAUUUUAGCUGAGGCUUGAUUACAGCUGUUUUCAGUAGCCCUGCGAAAAGACUCGACAUUAAAAACAAGUUCACAAUCUGUAACAGACCUGGCUCCAUAGUCUUUGAGACCUUUUUGAAAAAAAAAACUGUGGGCAGGAUGUUCAAAUAGCAAGAGGAGGAGUUCAGCUGACGUAAAUGUCCCCAAGAUCUUUGCUGUUUAUGGGAUGAAACUGUGUCAUGGUGUUUAACCUGGUUAUUAAUGGACACAGUAUGUCUCUUGAAUCUCUUAUUGAUGAACCAAUUGCUUGUCUGAUAUUCUGGAUUUUGUCUGUGAAGAAUUUGGCGAACUCAUUGCAGGCCUAGUACAGGUGCUACUGACACAGGAAGUUUUUUUUAACCUGUCAACUGUGGCGAUUGACGCCUGAGUAUUAUGCAGUUUUUGGUAAUAAUGUAAAAGGCUUCCUUGCAUUCUACAGCUGUAAAUUAUAAAAGUUAAGUUUCUGUUUAUAGAUUUCAUAUUGAACUUGUAAAUUUGUUUUUCUCCAUCUGUGCUCAGCUUUCAUUUUUCACCAGCCUG